This is a messenger RNA of Oncorhynchus gorbuscha (pink salmon), 1499 nucleotides long. Its product is annotated as INO80 complex subunit E-like. The transcript has 5 exons. Bases 190 to 843 code for a protein of 217 amino acids. Gene Ontology annotation, cellular component: Ino80 complex; nucleus. Gene Ontology annotation, biological process: chromatin remodeling. NCBI's taxonomy places the organism in Eukaryota, Metazoa, Chordata, Actinopteri, Salmoniformes, Salmonidae. The record is from RefSeq and is a predicted model, not a curated record.
CGUCAGAAAUGCCAAUAUGGAGGUGGACUACAAGCAGAACUACACAAAUCUCAAUCGCAAAUUGAAAUUCAUGGUUUAUGAGCAGGAGUGUUUUCAGGAAGAGCUCAGAAGAUCCCAGAAGAAGCUGCUCAGAGUGUCCAGAGAUAAAAGGUGGUUGGGUGAAUCUACAAGUUUGUUUUGUUUGGACAGAUGGGGUGUAUUUAUUUGUCACACUGUAGCAAAACCUUUUACCACGAUGUGAUACUAAUAAAUACACCCCUGUUGAGUGUGUACACAUACUGUACAAGCAUGUUCAAAGUUAAAUAUGGUCUUUCCUGGGCUUCUAUUCCCUUCUCUUGCAGUUUUCUGUUGGACCGAUUGUUACAAUACGAGCGGGUGGACGAGGACUCCUCAGAUUCUGAUGCCACAGCCUCUUCUGAGAACAGUGAAGGAGAGGGCACCAGGGAGAGGGAGAGAGACGGAGGAAAGAAGAGAAGAAGUAGCCCAGGUGUAGGCCUUCCUUCAUCCUCCCAUCUCUCUCUCCACUCUCGUUCUGGAGUGAACCCUCUCAAGUCGUCCGUCAGUACCCCCUACAUCAACACAGUGGUGGCCCCUUUAGCAGCCAACUUCCCAGCGGGCCCGACUGCCCCUCCCACAUCCAGUGCCUCGUUCAACUGGGUGCCCAGGCAGAUACUGAGUGGAGACGAGGGAGAGGGAGAGAGCGACGGAGACUCAGACAGAGGAGACGACAACAGGGGGGAAGGAGAAGAGGCUGACCUUGUCAUCGAUAUAAUGGAGACGUUAUGUUUUCUACCAAUGACUUUUAAAAAUGAAAUUGCAUUAAAGUGGAAACAUUUCAGAUGACUGUGGUAGUUGUUGUUGAAAGCCUAAUGGACUGGUAGUAUAGUGUAUAGUAUGUGCUGCACAGACAUGCAGUACUGCGCUUUUACUCAAAACAACUUUUACUCAACAGCCUUUUAUGCUGCGUUCAUAACCAAAUGGGAAGGUGGUUUUUACCUCUUACAACUGGAAAAAAUCCACAUGAACGCCCCUUCAACUUGUAAAAUCUAGUAGGAAACUCGUCUGUCAUCCCUGAGCUCUGACGUCACCUACUAAGGAAAUGACCUCGAUAACAGCAUUUUCGGCAGUUAAAUGUAAUUUUUUUGCAAGCAUUAUAACUGUACUUUUAGUUUAUGGUUGACACCGAUUGUUGGCCAUUAGCCGGUCAGCGUUUCUCAACGAGUGCAUCCAACUGUUAUUUACGACUUGACAACUGGUAAUUAGUAUCUUCCCACUUGGUUAUGAACGCAGCAUAUAGCCCAACCCAAAAACUAUCACACCCAAAAGCCAUGCAGCUGUUAGUAUGGAAUGCAUCCAAACAACCUAAAUCUACAGACAAAAGAAAUCAUGAGUGUCUUUGCUACAGACUAAUAACUGUGUCUGUGAAUAUAAUAAGGAACUGUGUGACACUGUCGGAAAAUGAAUUAUGCACUGAUAAAGAUUUUUCUUGGUGGAAAAUA